Messenger RNA from Zonotrichia albicollis (white-throated sparrow), 3829 nucleotides. It is a transcript of the gene ZC3H12D, whose product is annotated as zinc finger CCCH-type containing 12D. Gene Ontology annotation, molecular function: RNA endonuclease activity; metal ion binding; mRNA binding. The record is from RefSeq and is a predicted model, not a curated record. Gene Ontology annotation, cellular component: nucleus; cytoplasmic ribonucleoprotein granule. Lineage: Eukaryota; Metazoa; Chordata; Aves; Passeriformes; Passerellidae.
GUCUAGGCAUUUAAAAAAAAUGAAGUAGCACACUUUAAGUAACACACUCCAAACUUUAAGUGUUUGGAGCCACUAAUUGCAUACCUGGAAGCAGGUUUUACUGUGGUGCUAGCCCAGAUGUGACUGCUUCUGUUUUAUUUUGUUACAUCAGUGUAUUUCAGCUCAGACGGUAGCUGUUCCAAAGAUGAGAAAACAUUUCAAUAAUGAAAAAGCAUUUUAAUUUUCAUCUGUAGUCCAUGAAUUAAAAUCAAGGAUUAGAUGUGAAAAAUGUUACAGAGUUCAUUGUGAGGAAAACAGUCACUGACUAAAGUAAGCAAUGUUUUAGUUUAGAUGGAAAAAUACACAUGGUAACUGUUUUCCCCUUACAGUUAUGACAUAUUUAAAGUAUGUUUUAUUUUAUUGAUGCUGUUUGUCAUUUUUAACCGAGGGCCAGAUUUCUUCCAGAGAGUACCUGAAAUUUAUAAAGCUACAUAGAAAAGUAAAAAUCAAAGUUUCACCAGGUGAAGUUAUAACUAAUUACCAUGUUUUCCUGCUGAACUAAUCAGUUUUAAAUUAACUGAACCCAGUGUGGAUUUCUUCCCCACAGCCUGAGAAGGCUCUUAUGCCUUGGGGAGGAGCUUCACUCUGAAUCCUCUCCCACUGCUUGUUCCAGUACCUCCAUGCCUUCUUCCACAUGGUGCCAGCCUCUGGCUCCUGGGGUGGGCACUGCUGGGCAGGGAAUGGCAGGCUGGGAAGGGGAGCUGGAGGGUGGGAUGUGGCUCUGGCUCUGGGCUCAGCACAGAGGUGUUGUUUGGUCAGUUAAAUCUGCAUCUGACUGCAGCCAGCAAAGGGAAGGGGGCCACCCUCAUAUCCCUUGUGUGGGUAGAAGAACCAGCCACAGCUUUUAACCAGGUAGCACCAAUAAUUUCAGUGAUGUGACAAGAGAUGCUUCAGUGCAAGCAAGCCAACAGAGACUGAAGGUGUUUGGCUUGACAGAUGAGUGGUCACUGUGUAUGCUCUCCUUGUUGGGCUUGGGCUGCUCAGGGUACCCCUGACUGUGCUGCCCAUCACCUUUAUUCACAGGGUAGACCAGAAAUUUACGUGGUGCAGUUCUGGAGAAUAUAAAGUUGCUUUUUUGCUACUUUUGCACACUUAUUUCUGAAUUACUUUGACGAUAGAUGUAAGUGAAAUUGAAACCGCUUUCUGGAUCACCUGCUUCAAGGCACUGUCCUGACAGCUUUCAAAAAAACAAUCAGCUUCUCUGAAAAUAAAAGCCCUCACCAAAAUAGCAAAUAACAGGAAAGAGUAGUCAGGCAUCAUUAGAACUGAUGAAUGACAGAAUUUCAGAAUUUAUGUCUGUAUACACACAGACACACAGUAGAAAAGAGGAAACUAUUAAAAAAAAAUCUGUUUCCACGUACUUUACAAACAGCAUGUUUCCUUAAAUCACUGGAUAAAAUUUGCUAUGCUUGUUAAGUUGCUAUGGCAUCUGAGCCCAUCCAGUAAAACUUGACAGAUAUUUCUCUGGGGCUGAGAAACCACAGAGCAGAUUGAAAAUCCCCUUUGUGUCAUUUCCUGUGAGAUAAGUCUGAAGAACCAACUCACGCAUGCAGCCUGUCUGCGCACAGCAGCCUGGCACCGCUCGCCAGUCAAGUGACACCUGUCUGACACAAUGCUGGGAGGGUGACGAACAUCGCAUGGGACACUCUGCUGCUUUUAUAGUUAAGAGCGGAGCAGAAACUGCUUUAACGCUGAGAGAAGGCUGGGCAGUCUCCUCAGAGAGAGCACAGCUAAUCUGCUGGUCUCUGCUGUGCUCUAGGUAAAGGAUUGAGAUGAUUGCAUGUUCCUCCUUAAUGCUUGUGUUUUGUUGUUGCUAAUCUUUCCCUCCCUGAAGCUGAUGCCUGUGGGACACGGCUGGGAAGACAGGAUCAUCAGACUUAAAGGAGCAUAAAUACUUGCAAAAAUGGCACUGGCCGGUUCAAUUUCCAGCAAAGCAGCACCACCACACUCCAGAAAAGUUUCUGCAGCCGGGGUGGAAGUGCACCAGAGUAAGAUGGAUUUUUUCUGCAAGCUGGGCUAUGGUAAGCAGGACAUCUGCAAAGUGCUGGAGAACCUGGGCCAAGAGGCGCUGGAGGAUGAUGUGCUGAAGGAGCUGAUUCGGAUGGGGAGCAAACCUCAGGCUCUGGAGGACCAGGCUCAGCCUUCCCAGCUGAAGCUGGUAGCCCGUGGGUCGUGCAGCACCUCCCCGGGGCUGAAGUGGCCUGGAGAAGAUGAAAGUGAUUCUUCUGACUCCCUGAGGCCCAUUGUGAUCGAUGGCAGCAAUGUUGCCAUGAGUCAUGGAAACAAGGAGGUGUUCUCCUGCUGGGGCAUCCAGCUGGCGGUCGAUUGGUUUCGAGAGAGGGGGCACACUGACAUCAAGGUUUUUGUCCCACUCUGGAGGAAGGAACCCCCUCGACAAGACAGCCCCAUUGCAGAUCAGCACAUCCUUGAGGAGCUGGAGAAGCAAUCCAUCCUGGUGUACACCCCCUCCAGGAAGGUGAAGGGCAAGCGGGUGGUUUGCUACGACGAUCGCUACAUAGUGAAAGUCGCUUAUGAGAGCGAUGGAGUCAUUGUUUCCAAUGACCACUACCGGGACCUCCAGAAUGAAAACCCCGAGUGGAAAUGGUUCAUUGAGCAGCGACUGCUCAUGUACUCCUUUGUCAGUAACAGGUUUAUGCCUCCCGACGAUCCAUUAGGCCGGCACGGACCCACCUUAAGUAACUUCCUCAGCAAAAAGCCAGUGCUUCCUGAGAAAAAAUGGCAGCCUUGCCCUUAUGGUAAAAAAUGCACCUAUGGCAACAAAUGCAAAUUUUACCAUCCAGAGAGACAACAUCAAGCUCAGCUUUCGGUUGCUGAUGAGCUCAGGGCCAAAACAAAGGUCCCGUUACCCCAGGGUAAGGAGGAGGAGAGGUGUCAGUGCUCCCCGUGCCACGCCUGCACAGAAACUCUGCGGGAAGCCCGAGGCUGCUCGGGGCCCUCCCGCUGCCCAGGCCGGUCCCAGGGCGGCUGCUCGGAGCAGACAUUCCGUGCCUGGCCCGGCAGCGCCGGCUCUGACCUGCGGAGGGACCCGCGCCUGCCGCAGCCAGAGCCGCUGCUGGAGAAGAUGUCAGCGGUGUCCAUCCGUGAGGACACCUACGGCUGCAGCUGGUCCCGGUGCACCUCUCGGGACAGGGGCGUCACGGACAGCCCCCAGCCCUGCUCCGACCUCAGGCACAAGCUGCUCUCACUUCAUCCCCCUCGGGGCUUGGAGCGCCCCGGCUCUCCCGGGUGCCCUUUCCAGAGAGGAGCGCUCCCGGCCGUGCCCGGCGGGAUGUGCUCGGAGCGCGGCUGGGCUCGGGAGCGCCCGGGUGUGCCCGGAGGACACGGGAGCCGCUGCUUCCCUCGCGGUGCUCAGCACGAACAGGCCCUGGAGAGCCAGCAGCCUCUGCUGCGGCAGUGCCCGGCUCUGUGCCCUGCCCGGCUGCCCCCGUACGGCGAGCCCCAUCCCCAUCCCCAUGCUCAGCCCCAUCCUCAUGCCCAGCUCCAGCAGCGCUGUGUGCCCGGCCAGCCCCCGGGGCAGCCAGCCCAGCUGGAGCCCAGCGACGGAACGGGAUUAUUCCAGAACGCCCAUGCCUACCCCAGUGCCGCUUACAGGGACUACUGGCACACCCCAGCUGCAAAUCCACCCUCUGCCCAGCAAAUAAACAUACACAGGGAGCUGUGCUCCCCUUAUCCGUACACUGGGAUGAGCCAGGUGGUGACUUUGUACCCCAGUAUCCAGGAUAAGGGCACUGGACCACCUCCCCUGUGAAGACAGGCUCGGGAAGCUGGG